AUGUCCUUGCCUCCAGAGCAGAUCCGCAUCAAGCGUCGCAGGGAGGAAGAACCUGUGGAGACUCUGUGUCCAAAUCCCACCCUUGGGGACCCAAGCUCUUAUAUCCAAUCACAAACACGCGAGCCAAAGAGGCGCUUCACAGAUUUUGUGUUUAAGCGUGUGACCCCAAUUCAAGAUGAAGCUUUGGUUAGUGGCAUGUCGAGUCCGGGUGGUGCCAAGGGUAUAACCAAGACCACCCCGCGUCCAGAUAGCAUGAGCGCCGCUAUCCAGGGACCUAGUGUGCCGAUUGUUAGAGCUACUGAACCAGGAGCAGAGGUUGAAGAGUUGCGCCAUCUACUGGAGUUAGCGAAGAAAAGAAGCAGAGCCAGCUUGGCUAAGCCGCAUACGCGAUCCGUUUCCGCGAAAUUUCCAUCUCAGUCGUCGUCUCAAGCGAUGUCGACGGUUUCGAUUCAGUCUGCUCUGCGCAAAUUCUAUAUCACAACGCCGGAGCCUGACGAUCUUGUGCUUCACAAGGUUGGAGGCGGAGUGCUAAAGAGAAAGCUGCCCAAACAUGCAGUGGUUGUGGAACAGAAGGGUGACGGUAUCAAGUCUGUUUCAACACUAGGCGAACUUGCGAACGAUGUUGGUGGCCCUUCCAAUAUUAGGGCAGAAGAUGUAAAGCGCGAGGUCGAAGCGGCAGAUGGGAAGUCCUCCAUCACAACCUCGAGACGACGUCGCGUUGUUAACGAGGCCGAACGACGAUGGAAAGAACAAACUGGUGCAUAUCGAUAUUUGGAUCGCCAGGACCAUAAAGAAAAAGAGAAAACUGGCAAGUCGAUUCGCGAUGACCCCGCUACUUGGGAUUAUGACUCUAUCCAGCUAGUAAAUGAACUAGAGCAGGCUUCUUGGGAAGCGAUCGCUGCUGACCCUACUAAUCCCGUUUACCCUCCACGGCCGCGGCGCCGGCGUUAUUUGCCUAUAGUCAAGCCUCCUCUCAAAUUUCAACCGCGAUUGCCAAAGCAUCAACGGGACAGGGAUAAGGGCCGUGGAGGCGUAUUUGGCCAGCUUGAUGAGUCUGGUGGAUCUAGUAAGGAGUCCGCUGCCUGUCACGAAAUUUCUACAGUUGGAAAGGGCCUUGAGGAUGUAUCGUCCAUGAGAAAUGCUUUGGAGGAACAUGUAGUCUGUGCCAAGGUUGAAAACGACGAUGACACAGACUAUGUUUAUGAUAUCUUUAUUCGACGCCCGCUUCAAGAAGUUGCUGGUGACCCAAAAUUCGUCCCAUUCCAUGACGGCCACUGGUACGCGGAGCAUGAGAACGUUCCGAAAGACAUUGGAGUGGUUGUCAUUUCAGAACAGGACGUACAUUACUGGGACGCACUGGCCGAGGACGAUGACGAGGAAAAAGGCUGGAAUACGGAUGACGAGGAUUCAAACGGUGAGCCUUUUUAUUUCCUUGGGCUACAUUUCGUGGACAGCCGCUAA
Molecule: messenger RNA, 1461 nt
Organism: Uncinocarpus reesii 1704
Lineage: Eukaryota; Fungi; Ascomycota; Eurotiomycetes; Onygenales; Onygenaceae
Exons: 3
Coding region: 1-1461 (486 amino acids)
Biological process (GO): protein import into nucleus
Cellular component (GO): cytoplasm
Source: RefSeq, a predicted model, not a curated record